Molecule: messenger RNA, 4513 nt
Organism: Lates calcarifer (barramundi perch)
Lineage: Eukaryota; Metazoa; Chordata; Actinopteri; Centropomidae
Gene: styxl2
Product: dual specificity phosphatase 27
Biological process (GO): protein dephosphorylation; negative regulation of MAPK cascade
Cellular component (GO): cytoplasm
Molecular function (GO): MAP kinase phosphatase activity; protein tyrosine/serine/threonine phosphatase activity
Source: RefSeq, a predicted model, not a curated record
UUUUAUUGUGAUGUUGAUAUUGUUUUUUUUAACAUUAAAUAAUGUGAGUCAUUUUUUUAAGCAUGAGUGUCAAAAGAAAUCACUGGUUCCAGCUUCUCAAAUGUGGAUUUUUGCUGUUAUUUUAGUUUACUGUGACAGUUAAGGGAUUAUUUCUGGGGUUUACUGUUGGUCAACAAAACAAGAAGUUUAAAUAUGUCGGCUGGGACCCUUGGAACAUGUGAUGGAUCAUGAGAAUAAUCAUCAGCUGCAGCUGUAACCCUGACAGAAACCAAGGAGGAAAGAGAAGAGAAACAAAAGGAGAAGACUGGAAGAAAUAAGGAGAGAGGAAAGGAUGAAGGCAAGGAAAUAAGAAAGAGAACUGACAGCGGAGUAAAAGUCUUUACUUGAGUAAAAGUACUCAGUUACCUGCAGCUGUGGUGUCGGGUGUCAGGGCCUCCACAGGCCUGGUGGGGGAGGACUCAGAGAGGAGGGGGACUCUCUAAGUUUAGGAGCCUGUGUCAGUCCAGUCCUCAGACCAGACAACGUCCCUGAGACUGACGCUGUGACAGACCGCCGUCAGAGCAGAGCAGUGAGUAGAAACGUGCUGCUAACUCGAACCUGCGUGUUUGAACCAGCAGGAAGGAGGCUGGAGUCUUGGUUGCCAUGGCGUCGGCCAAUGAGAACGGGGAGCGCGGGGAUCAGGCAGUUCCUGAUGGAGACGAGCAGGAGGAGAGGAGCGUCAGGGGGGUGCAGUCUCAUUACCUCCGCUGCCCCUCCCCCAGUUUCUCCAUGUUGUCUGAGUCCAGGUUUUCUGCAAUCUCCGGCUCUGACGCUGCGAGCAUCUUCAUGGAGCCCAUCCACCUGUCGUCAGCCAUCGCCGCCAAGAAGAUCAUCAACGAGGAGCUGCCGCCUCGGGGCGUGCGCACCGAGUCCAUCCCGGAGUCCAUGCUGGAAACAGCCGAGCAGCUGAUGGUGGAGGACCUCUACAACCGGGUCAGGGACAUGGUCGACGACCGCAGCCCCUACAACACCCCCUGUGUGCUGGACAUCCAGAGGGCCAUGGUGCAGGACCGCCUGGAGGCUCCCGUCAACCCAGUGGAUGAGGUGUGGCCCAACAUCUUCAUAGCCGAGAAAUCUGUCGCUGUCAACAAGGCUCGUCUGAAGCGAAUGGGCAUCACCCACAUCCUCAACGCUGCCCACGGCACAGGGGUCUACACGGGCGAGUCCUUCUACGCCGGCAUGAACAUCCAGUACAUGGGCAUCGAGGUGGACGACUUCACAGACGCCGACAUCUCGGCGCACUUCAGACCCACCGCUGAAUUCUUGGACGAGGCUCUGCUGACACACAAAGGGAAAGUUCUUGUGGUCUCCAUGAUGGGCGCCAGUCGCUCUGCUGUCCUGGUGGCGUCCUACUUGAUGAUCUUCCAACACAUGACCAUCAUGGAGGCCCUGACGUCCAUGAGGAAAAAGCGUGCCAUCAACCCCAACGAGGGCUUCCUGAAGCAGCUGCGAGAGCUCAACGAGAACCUGAUGGAGGAGCGCGACGACGACGACGAGACGCUCAGCCAGUGCUCUGUGAUCGACGCUCGCACCCGCGCUCGCAUCUUCAACGAAGGCAGAGAUGAUGAUGAUGAUGAUGACACAGAUAAAGAGGAAGAGCAGAGCAUGAUCGAGGUGAAAGCUCGCUCCAUCAUGAUGGAGGAGGAGGAGGAUGGAGAGAGUGUGAUGAGCAGCGUGGCCUCCUCUGCCGCCGCUGCGGCGCUCAGGAGCGGGUCGAUCGGAGCGCAGAACGGUCUGGACAGCCGGGGAUCGACCGCCGUUCAAGAGGAGGUCGUGCUGCCUGAGCAGGAGGGCAGGGAGGAGGAGGACGAGGACGGUCUGGACAGCAUGAUCCGCGAGUGGCAGCGGAGAAAUGAGAAGUAUCAAAGCGACGAGUGGUGGGAGCAGCAGCUGGACAGCGACGGCGAGGACGGGGAAUCGCUCACGGAGGGCCGACCAAAGAAGACAGAGGGCGGUUUAGACGCCGACGUGGAGAGCGUCACAAGCGAGGACGUGCGAGCCGUGAAAGAGCGGCUGAAGCGGCGCAGCAAACGCCCGCCUUCAGACGCCAUGUCCACCUCCAGCUGCACGAGUUACUCUGAUCUUUGGAAACAGCGGCUGAGGGAGAUUGAGGAACAAGCUGCUGCUCGCUACCACAAGAAGGAGGACGAUGAAGGCAGCGAGAGCACGGCCACUGAGGGAGGAGAGGGAGGGAAGAAGAAGAUCGAUGACGAGGUGGAGAGCAUCCUCUCUGACACCAGCUCCAUGUACAACUUCUGUCAGAAAAACAAGGAGAAGAUGACGCCUCUGGAGCGCUGGCGCGUCAAGAGGAUCCAGUUUGGCUGGAACAAGAAAGAACGUGAGGAUGGAGAAAAAAGUUCCAUAGGAGACGGAGAGAAAGGCGACGGCGAGGGAGAGGCGAAGACGCCGUCUUUCCAAGACGUCAACCUGACGGCCUAUCAGGCGUGGAAGCUGAGGCAGCAGAAGCGUUACGGCGAGGAGAACCCAGAGGAGAUUUUAGAGAUGAGCCGAGGCGAGGACUCAGCCAUGAUCAAAAGGAGGCAGAGACGCGAGGAGAUUCUGGAGCGGUCAAAGAAAACCUUAGAGGAGAGUCAGUCCAUGUGCGGCUGGGAGACUGAGAGCUGUGUUAGCGGAGGUACGAUACCUCUCUCUGCCUUCUGGGCUGGAGCCGGCGUCACCGGUCCACCGAGCGUCGCCAACGAUGACAACAUGUCCAUGCUCAGCGGCAGGUCGUCAGUCAUAUCUUCAGUCUCACAAGCUCGCAGUCACAGAUCGGCACAGUCUGCUGUUCCACUUCAGCCCACUCCCCCUGUUCCUCCCAUCCUCCCCGUUCCAACUGUCCAGGGCCCCGGAGGAGAGCCGAUGGUCAACCUGGCCAGCAUCCAAAACUGGAUCGCUAAUGUUGUUUCGGAAACGAUCAAGCAGAAGCAGAGCGAGAUGAGCCUUCCUCCUCCAUCACGUGCAGGAUCGGAGCUCAGCUUUGGUGCUGCGCCGAGCGUGAUCUCUGGCCGGGGAGCGGAUGAUGACAAAGCUUCCUUGUUGAGCGGUGCGUCCUACUCCAGCGCUCUGUCCCAGGGUCGUGGCAGGGCAGCGUCAGUCCUCUCAGGUGGCGGGUCGAGCAGCGUCUCAGGUCUCAGCGGUAGAGGUUCAGCGCUGGGAUCCACCCUUGGCUCCACCCUGAGCUCCAAGAAAAACAAGAUCACCACCACCAGCGUCCCCCUCUUCAGCCUCUUCCAAGACCAGGUCAACCUGGGCAAACUGGAUGCCAUGGACAAGGAGAUCAAGUCUGAGAUGAGGGGCAAGAUGGCUACGUACGAAAAGAAGAAGAUCCUGGAGGACAACAAGCGCAGCACUCUGUACAAGAAAAAGAAACCAAAGGAGGAUGAGGAAGAGGAGGAGGAGAGAAAGAUGAGAGAGGAGGAGUUUCUUGAAGAGACAAAGAAAAAGGAGAAACCUGCGAGGACUUACGGCCUCUCUGGGUGCCUGAACCUCAACCCAGCGCUGGAGAAAGAUAAGAACACCAGCAUCGACGACUGGCUGAAAAGCGUCAGGCCUCCUCCGAGGAAAACGACCUCUGGAGCAGAGGAGUCGGAGGAUCCCUACGACGACCUCGACGCCUCCGCUUCUGAGUAUGAUUUCUCGAGCCGCAGGGCCUCCUAUGCUGCCGAUGAGGAGGAGGAGGAGACGUACAGCUCCAGAUACAGAUCAAGGUUACGUGAAAAUCUGCUCAGUGAAGAUGCAGAAUAUUCCUGCAACGGCUUCACACAGUCCCACAGCUACGGCCGGGCAGGGAGGUCGUACGGAGCCUACGACGAGAGCGAGGAGGAGAGCUACAACGACCUCUCCGCCAAGAGGAAGUUCGGUCACCAUUCACGAUACGAAAGCAGCGAGACAGAAGGGAGGAGCAGCAGGAGGGUGCAAGCCGAGGGAGAGGAGGAGGAGGAGGAUGACAUCGCUACCUUCAUCGCCCAAACCAGACAGAGGAUCAGAGCUCGGGCUGCCGCCGAGGCCGAGGACGACGAGGUGCUGGCUGCUUGGAGGGCGCAGCAGGAAGCAAAGUCACAGAGUCGGAGCGAAAAUUAGAGCUGAUUCCACGCUGCUGCUCGUUCAAAGACGGCUCCGUAAACUCUUCUGUCGUGCACUACUGUUCAAAUACACUCAGAUAAGCCUUUUUGUGAAAGUAGGUUUUUAGAAGUGUUUACAUCUGUAGGUAAAAUAAGCCACCUUUCCCUGCUCAUCAUGCAUCAAACAUUUUAUAAGAAUGGAUGUUUAGAGCCUGUAUUAUUACUAAUGACUUAAAUAUAAGUAGGUUAUUCUUAAAUUAAGGUUUUGUGUGAACCACUGUUGAAUGUAACUGAUCAUCAAACACUGUAUUUUCAUACAAGAUGAUAUGAAACGCCUGAAAAAAGGAAAAUCUAAUCCUAUUUGUACUGUUACAUUAUUUUAUUAUCGCAAUAAAUAGCCUGAUAAAUGA